AUGCAGUACAAUUACACCACCCUCGCUCUUUCCCUGUUGGCUGCCACUGGCGCCAUCGCACGGCCCUACUACUCGUACGAACAAGACCACUCCAUCAGCGUCUCCUUCACCGAUGGUGUACUCGUGAAUGAUGGACUCUCAUUUACCGAAGGAUACGCCGAGACUCAGGUUCCCCUCAGCUUCAACCAAUUCACCCAGAUCACCCUGACCCUGGGCAAGGACGUGGUCAACCAAAACCUGCGCUGCCAAGCACAAGACACCAAUGGCAAGCCGAUUGUGGUGUUGCGCGGGGCCAACACAGACGUGAGCUUCGGCGACGGCGGCAAGGGAGCCUGGACCUUCCGAGCCCCUGCAACCAUCGCCAACGUCACCUGCGACGAUGCUUUGAUCAAAAUCGACCCGGAAGAUGACCGCCUCAACCUCCGAGUCGUUCUCAGCAAUGACGCCACUGAAACGGGUAGCCAGACUCAGCUCAAGGCCGGUGUAUUCCAGGACGCCGUCCCCGUGGCGACUUCGGGUCCAUUUGAUUCUGUUGAGCUCAGAGUUGGCGAUCUCGUCGCCAAGCAGGACCAGCGUUGUCAGGUCCUCGACAGCUUCGGCAAUCCCAUCACCGUCCACCGCAAUGGCAAGACUGAUAACACCUUCAGCGACGCCAAGAAAGGUGCCUGGAUUUUCGAUGCUGCCACCGAGGUCGCCGAAAUCAUCUGUGAUCCCAACUUCGUCGGAGCUUCCUCUUGA
Messenger RNA from Exophiala mesophila, 738 nucleotides. RefSeq lists its product as uncharacterized. The record is from RefSeq and is a predicted model, not a curated record. NCBI's taxonomy places the organism in Eukaryota, Fungi, Ascomycota, Eurotiomycetes, Chaetothyriales, Herpotrichiellaceae. The transcript has a single exon. The coding region runs from base 1 to 738 and encodes 245 amino acids.